Molecule: messenger RNA, 1458 nt
Organism: Penicillium brasilianum
Lineage: Eukaryota; Fungi; Ascomycota; Eurotiomycetes; Eurotiales; Aspergillaceae
Source: the annotation of a GenBank genome assembly
AUGAAUUUGAUGAUCUUUCUAACCACUUUGGUCUUAACUCUAAUUAGUGGAGCAACAGGCCAGAUUACUUGUGCUUCUGCUUGGAGCCAAUGUGGUGGAACUAAUUACAAUGGAACAACUUGCUGUGUCAGCGGAGCCACUUGCUCUGUUCUAAAUCCUUAUUAUUACCAGUGUAUCCCAAGUACUCAGAAGGUAUCUGGAUCGGGCUCGACGACCUCUAGUGCUGUCUCCACCUCAAAUGUAGGCGUAACGACAACUUCGAUUUACACGACCAGUACUUCCAUUCCCACGGCAACCGCCACUCAACCAGCAUAUCCAUCUGCAGAUGCCAGCUCUUGUGGAUCUUGGACACUCGUCGACAAUGUUUGUUGUCCUUAUUACUGCUUAUCCAACAAUGAAUCAGAGUCUUGCACCAGUGGCUGCACGGGUGGCUGUGGAUCUCCUGACUCGUCAAUGUGCAAGUCUGGUACUACGUGGGGAGAGCAACUGACCGUUGGGUCAGAUGAAGACUGGCACUAUAGUCGCUCAACACAUUUUGGACUUACCAGCGGAGGAGCUUGCGGUUUUGGACUCUAUGGUCUCUGCACGAAAGGUAGUGUCACCGCAAGCUGGACAGACCCGAUGCUCGGUACAACUUGCGAUGCGUUUUGUACUGCAUAUCCGCUUCUAUGUCGGGAUCCAUCAAACGUCACUUUAAGAGGGAACUUUGCGGCACCAAAUGGUGACUAUUAUACCCAGUUCUGGCCUUCAUUAAGCGCAGCUUCACCUGGUGAUCCAGAUAACUAUCUUUCGUGCGGAGAAUGCUUUGAACUCAUCCGCACCAAGGCCGAUGGAACCGACUACGCUGUAGGGGAGAAUGGGUACACUGACCCCAUAUACUUGGAAGUAGUGGACAGCUGUCCCUGCGACGCCAAUUCUAAGUGGUGCUGUGGCUCUGGUGCUGAUCACUGCGGCGAGAUUGACUUCAAAUACGGCUGUCCCCUUCCUAAAGACAGUCAUCAUAUGGACCUAUCAGACAUUGCGAUGGGCCGCUUGCAAGGUAACGGUAGUCUUACUGAUGGGGUAAUUCCUAUUCGCUAUCGACGUGUUCCAUGUCCCAAGCCCGGAAACGCAUACAUCUGGUUGCGGGACGGUGGCGGAGCAUAUUAUUUCGCUUUGAGUGUGGUGAAUACGAACGGUAUCGGAUCUGUCACUUCGGCCGAGGUAAAAAGUGCAGGUUCAAGUUCCUGGGUCGCGCUUGAUCACGAUCCAAACUACACUAGCAGUCGGCCGCAAGAGCGAUAUGGCGCUUGGGUACUACCCCAAGGUGCUGGACCAUUCUCGCUGCCUAUUGGUAUCAGAGUUACUUCACCAGAUGGACAACAGAUUGUGAAUGAGGGAGCCAUCACAUCCUUCACUGCGCCAUCUGGGUCGGUCGCGGGAUUCUACUACAUUGACCUUGGUGUCCAAUUUACUUAG